GGAUUCGUACAUGAACCACUCUAGGAAACCAAGACAUGCGGUAGAUCGCCAUAUUCGAUGAUCCGAGUGUUCAUCUCUGCUUGUUGAAUUUGCUCUAGAGAGAGAGAGAGAGAGAGAGAGAGAGAGAGAGAGAGAGAGAGAUGGAUUAUUUAGGGAUUGAUGUAAGCUGCGCUCUCGGAUCUCUUCAGAAAAGCCAAUUUCCUGAGAAAGAUUGUUUGCUCCCCCUCAUUUCCAAACUCCUCGGCUACUGCAUCGUUGCCGCUUCCACCACCGUUAAACUCCCUCAGAUACUGAAAAUUUUGAAACAUAGUAGUGUGAGAGGGCUUAGUGUUGUGGCCUUUGAGCUCGAAGUAGUUGGGUAUACAAUUGCUUUGGCAUAUUGUCUUCACAAAGGGCUUCCUUUUUCUGCUUAUGGCGAGUUGGCAUUUCUUUUGGUCCAAGCAAUAAUUUUAAUUGCUACAAUCUACUAUUAUUCACCAUCAGUUGGUACCACAACAUGGAUCAAGGCUCUACUAUAUUGUGCUGUAGCACCAACCAUUUUAGCUGGUCAAAUUAAUCCUGUUCUUUUUGAAGCGCUCUAUGCAUCCCAGCAUGCAAUAUUUUUCUGUGCAAGGGUCCCGCAAAUAUGGGAGAACUUCAAAAACAAAAGUACGGGAGAGCUUAGCUUCUUAACAUGUUUCAUGAAUUUUGGUGGUACCAUGGUGAGAGUUUUCACCAGCAUCCAAGAAAAAGCACCAACAAGUGUUAUCAUGGGCUCUUUGCUUGGUAUCGUGACAAAUGGUACUAUCCUGAAUCAGUUUAUCUUAUACCAAAAGCCUCAGCUGAAGGAAGAGAAAAAGAUCAACUGAAAGAAGACUAAGUUAUCUGCAGGUUUGCUCCCCUUCCAAAAGAGUUUCAACAGGUAUGGCAAAUGAGCCAACUUUGCAAGAUGUGAUGAAAUUUGUUCAUUCAUUGUAUUGUCAUUUAAAACCAAUGCAACUUCCAAUAAGGGUUUUGGUGGUUGGUUAGUCUGCCAAUGUGUAGUUCAUAAGCUAAUGGCGACAUGGUAUAGUUGAUGGUCUUCAAUAUGCUUCAUAAAUUCCGAAACAUUAAUUGAAAAAGCUUUAUUAUAUGAAUUUUAUUUUAUUUUUAGGAUA
Messenger RNA from Mangifera indica (mango), 1136 nucleotides. RefSeq names its product mannose-P-dolichol utilization defect 1 protein homolog 2-like. The transcript has 8 exons. The record is from RefSeq and is a predicted model, not a curated record. Lineage: Eukaryota; Viridiplantae; Streptophyta; Magnoliopsida; Sapindales; Anacardiaceae. Bases 141 to 848 code for a protein of 235 amino acids.